AUGACUGCAUUCCAACAGCGGCCCGCUCCCCGGUGGACGGCCGUGCUAUUGCUAUGGACGGCGCUGUGCAGCUUGCUGAUGCCAGUUGUGUCUGUCAAACAUGAAAACUUUAAGACCUGCGACCAGUCGGGCUUCUGCAAGCGCAAUCGCGCAUUUGCCGACGACGUCACCGCCUCGAGCUCCUUCGUCUCCCCCUACGCCCUCGACCCUGCAUCGCUCACGUUCAAGGACGGCCAAUUAGACGCCGUCGUUCUCAAGGCAGUCAAUGGCGGGCAGGAGAAGGUCCAGCUGCCCCUGACACUCACCUUCCUCGAAUCCGGUGUUGCGCGCGUCACCCUGGACGAAGCACGGAGGCAGAAGGGCGACUUUGACCUCCGACACGACAGCAAGGCUAGGAAAGAACGCUACAACGAAGCUGGCAAGUGGUCGCUCGUUGGAGGUCUGAAGCCUGCCGCCGGUGCCGCAUUGGCUGCCGCAGCUGACGCUGGCUACACCAAGGUCGUGUACGGCAAGGGGGGCAAGCACCAGGCCAUCAUCCGCCACGCACCCUUCUCGAUUGAGUUUCAGCGAGACGGUGAGACGCAUGUCAAGUUCAACGAGCGGAACCUGUUGAACCUCGAGCACUGGAGGCCAAAGGUCGAGAAGCCCAAGGAGGAGCCCAAGGAAGGCGAGGAGAACAAGGAAGAGCCAAAGGUUGUAGAAGAGAAGGGCGAGGAUGAGAGCACCUGGUGGGAUGAGACUUUUGGUGGCAAUACCGACACAAAGCCUCGUGGUCCCGAGGCCGUUGCUCUUGACAUCUCGUUCCCUGGCUACGCCCAUGUCUUUGGUAUCCCCGAGCAUGCUACUCGGCUCUCUUUGAAAACCACCAGGGGCGGCGAUGAUGCUUACACCGAGCCAUACCGCCUGUACAAUGCCGACGUCUUCGAGUACGAGAUGGACAGCCCCAUGACCCUCUACGGAGCCAUCCCCUUCAUGCAAGCACACCGCAAAGGGUCCACUGUCGGUGUAUUUUGGCUCAACGCCGCCGAGACAUGGAUUGAUGUAACGAAGAAGAAGAACACUGCGAACCCACUUGCGCUGGGCGUCGAAGGCCACACUGACACUCAUACUCAUUGGAUGUCGGAGACUGGUCUACUUGACGUCUUUGUCUUCCUCGGGCCUACUCCCCAAGACCUCACACGUCAGUACGGCGAGCUGACUGGCUUUACCGCCAUGCCUCAGUCUUUCGCCAUCGCCUACCACCAAUGUCGCUGGAACUACGUGACUGAUGAGGAUGUCAAGGACGUCGACCGUCGUUUUGACAAGUUCAACAUUCCCUACGAUGUCAUCUGGCUCGACAUUGAGUACACUCACGAGAAAGAGUACUUUACCUGGGAUCCCCUGACCUUUGUCGAUCCCAUCUCCAUGCAGCAGCAACUUGACAAGCAUGACAGGAAGCUCGUAGCCAUCAUCGACCCUCACAUCAAGAACACCAACGACUAUCCAAUCAUCGAUGAAUUAAAGAAGAAAGAUCUCGCUGUCAAGAACAAGGAUGGCAACCAGUAUGAAGGCUGGUGCUGGCCUGGGUCGUCCAUGUGGGUCGACUGCUUCAACCCAGCCGCCAUCGACUGGUGGAAGGGUCUUUUCAAGUACGACAAGUUCAAAGGUUCCGCGCACAACACAUUCAUCUGGAACGACAUGAACGAGCCAUCGGUGUUCAACGGCCCAGAGACGACUAUGCCCAAGGACAACCUGCACCAUGGUAACUGGGAGCACCGCGAUGUACACAACAUCAACGGCAUGACUUUCCACAAUGCUACUUACCAGGCCUUGCUUGAGCGUAAGAAGGGCGAGCUUCGCCGCCCCUUCGUGCUGACCCGUGCAUUCUACUCCGGCAGUCAACGUAGUGCAGCCAUGUGGACUGGCGACAACCAGGCUGCCUGGCCCCACCUUGAGGCGUCUCUUCCUAUGAUCCUCAAUCAAGGUAUAUCUGGUUUCCCAUUUGCAGGUGCCGAUGUUGGUGGAUUCUUUGGCAACCCCAGCAGCGAGCUCCUCACCCGCUGGUACCAGGCCGGUAUCUACUAUCCCUUCUUCCGUGGUCACGCCCAUAUCGAUGCUCGUCGCCGCGAGCCCUACAUCCCAGGUUCGCCCUACACUGAGAUCAUAACCCAGGCUCUUCGCCUUCGUUACCAAUUGCUUCCUGCGUGGUACACUGCCUUCCACGAGGCUCACACAUCAGGUGCUCCCAUUGUACGUCCGAACUUUUACGUCCACCCCGAUGACGAGGCAGGCUUCGCUGUCGACGAUCAACUCUAUAUUGGAUCCACGGGUCUCCUCGCGAAGCCUGUUACCAAGGAAGGCGCAGAAAGUGUUUCGGUAUACCUCGCAGAUGACCAGCCGUACUACGACUACUUCGACUUCACCGCCUACAGUGGCAAGGGUCAGCACACUGUCCCUGCUCCUCUUGAGAAGAUUCCACUUCUCAUGCGUGGAGGCCAUAUCAUCCCUCGCCGCGACCGCCCCCGCCGCUCCUCAGGCCUGAUGAAAUACGAUCCCUUCACCCUUGUUGUAGUCCUUGACAAGGACGGCAACGCAGCUGGAACCCUUUACAUCGACGACGGCGAGACCUUUGAUUACCAGGGUGGCGCCUUCAUUCACCGACGCUUUGCCUUCGACUCCAAGCGCAACAUCCUCACCUCGUCCAACCUGGACAAGAGCACCCUCCGCACCGUCAAAUUCGAGAAGUACGCCAAGACCAUGGACAAAGUCCGCGUCGAGAAGAUAAUCCUCGUCAACGCGCCCGCCGCCUGGGCACACAAGGACGAGGUCAUUGUCAUGGAGGAAGGCGCAAAGGAGAGCAAGAGGAGGAAGCCCGUGCCCCUGGACUUCCACGCUGCAGACGGCAAGAAGGCGGCGUUUGCAGUUGUUCGCGAUCCUGGUGUUGGUAUUGGACGCGGGUGGAAGAUUGAUUUUGGGGGUGCGAGCGCUGCGCCGCAUGACCACCACGGCCACGAGCACUGA
Messenger RNA from Boeremia exigua, 3000 nucleotides. Its product is annotated as glycosyl hydrolases family 31-domain-containing protein. The transcript is spliced from 3 exons. Bases 1 to 3000 code for a protein of 999 amino acids. Gene Ontology annotation, cellular component: glucosidase II complex. The record is from RefSeq and is a predicted model, not a curated record. Lineage: Eukaryota; Fungi; Ascomycota; Dothideomycetes; Pleosporales; Didymellaceae. Gene Ontology annotation, biological process: N-glycan processing; carbohydrate metabolic process. Gene Ontology annotation, molecular function: carbohydrate binding; alpha-glucosidase activity.